This is a messenger RNA of Mugil cephalus (flathead mullet), 6548 nucleotides long. RefSeq names its product fidgetin-like. Gene Ontology annotation, molecular function: ATP binding; ATP hydrolysis activity; microtubule severing ATPase activity. Bases 242 to 2542 code for a protein of 766 amino acids. The transcript has 3 exons. The record is from RefSeq and is a predicted model, not a curated record. NCBI's taxonomy places the organism in Eukaryota, Metazoa, Chordata, Actinopteri, Mugiliformes, Mugilidae.
GUCAGUCUGAGAAGCAGCUGUUCAGGGCUGGUGAAAUUCCAACAUGGCAGUGGCCGCGGUCAGUGUUUCCUGCGUUAACUUGGGAUGGUUUCAGCUCGCACGCAACCCGGCUUAACCUCCGUUCAUCAGCAAAAAAGAAAAAGAAACCUCACCCCGGGAUCGAUGCGACCCUAACCCACGCUGCGCGAGAGGUCGACCUGUCGUUUAGGAGGAAGAAGAGGGAAAAAAAAAACAGCACGUCAUGAUCAGCAGCAGCAGCGUCUAUGGCUUAAAGAUGCAGUGGACCCCCGAGCACAGCCAGUGGGCCGAACAGCACUUCGACAUCUCCUCCACCACGCGCUCCCCAGCCCACAAGGCCGAGGCCUACAGGGCGGUGCCCGGCCACCUGCAGCGCUCCGCCUCCUACCAGUACGCCUGGGCCAACGACGACAUCUCGGCCCUGACCGCCUCCAACCUGCUCAAGAAGUAUGCAGAGAAGUACUCGGGCAUUCUGGAGAUGCCGGGCUCGUACCCCGAGGCGGCGGGGGUGAUGAACGGGCGGAAGGGCGAAUCGGAGCCCUGGCAGGACGGCGUCUACCCCAUGAGCUGCAUCCCAGAGGGGGUUUCGGUCAGGAAGGGAGGGGUGGCGGCGGCGUCGGAGGUGGUGUCCGGCAUGUGCAGCUCCCCGGGCCUGGCGUCCAGCACCCUGAGCGAGCCCAGCUACUCCAGCAGCAGCUGUGGGAGCCACACGGCCACCUCCCUACACUCCUCCUCCAUGGCCUCUCAGGAAUACGGCCCCGCGUACAGCGGCUCCUACCUGCACAGUAGUUACAGUUCCCAGUCCGCCCCCGCCCCAGCACUUCCCUCCCCCCUGCACAGCUCCGGGCUCCUGCAGCCGCCCCCUCCUCCGCCCUCCCACCCCACUUUAGUCCCCGCUUACAAUGGCGGCUCCCCCAACUUGUCGAGUUAUAAUUACCCCCCAGCAGGCUACCCGGCUCAGAGCUCAGUCGGGCCAGGAUACAGCCCUGGGGGGGCACCCCCUCCCUCUUCGUACCUCCCCUCGGGCAUUGCUGCACCCACGCCACUUCCCCCCUCUUCCGCUUUACCUGGAUACCCAUACCAGAGCCACAACCUGACCCCAAUUGCACCCACACCUCUCAACAGUAGCUCCUCCAACUCGCUGAAGAGGAAAGCCUUCUACAUGACAGGCCAAGGAGAGAUAGACUCGUCUUACGGUAACUUUGGCUAUAGCCAGACGCGGAGCUCCGCUGAGAGCCCCAUGUACAGGAUAGCAGACAGCAGCAGCGCAAAUGGAGGCUCCAACAGUGCCGGCGGUGGUGGAUUCGACAGGAGUGCUGAAAAGUCAUCGUUACCUUUUAAUCCUCAGAAACAGUCAACGAUGCCGUCCGAGCAGCAGCAGCAGAGGAAGUACAGCAGCCAGGCAACAGGUGGGCCACUGACUCCACCGACCUACGUCUCCUCCACCCUGGGGGGCUCCCGCUCGGCAGACUCUCUAGCCAGCUUCACCUCCCCCUCCCUCGGUGAGCAAGUCGCCGAGGAUCACCGUCUCCACCUCUCCCACUCAGCACCGGGGCCUACCUCCUCCUCAUCCACCUCCUCCUCACGACACGCUGAAGAGCAGCUUAAAGCCAGUGACCCUCACCUCCUGGACAUGGUUUCCUCUGAAAUCGUUCAGCAGGGCCCCCCGGUGGAUUGGAGUGACAUUGCAGGUCUAGAACUGGCCAAAGCCACCCUGAAGGAGGAGGUCCUGUGGCCAAUUUUGCGUCCAGAUAUGUUCAGCAGUUUGGGACCGGCCCCGCGUUGCGUGUUGCUGUUUGGCCCCAGGGGCAGUGGCAGGACGUUGCUGGGCCGCUGCCUGGCCAGUCAGCUGGGGGCGCCGUUCCUCCAACUCAGUGGUUCCACAUUGGCCACCAAGUGGCUGGCAGAUGGAGAAAAAAUCAUCCGAACUUCAUUCCUGGUGGCGCGCUGCCGUCAGCCCUCGGUACUGUUCAUUAGCGAGGUGGACAUGCUCCUGUCGGCCCACCUCAGCGAGGAGAGCCCCAUCAAUCGGCUGAAGGGCGAGCUGCUUUCCCAACUGGACUCGCUUCUUAUGGGCUCAGGCGAGGACGGAGGCAACCAAAUGUUGGUGGUUUGCUCCACGAGCAGACCCCAGGACAUGGACGAAGGGCUGCGAAGGUACUUUGCUAGGAGGGUCCUGGUGCCCCUGCCAGAGAGCGGAGCCCGACACCAGAUCAUGAACCAGCUCCUGGCCCAGUCUCAGCACAAAUACUGCUUGAGCGAAGAGGAGCUGGCGCUGCUGGUCCAGCGUACCGAGGGUUUCUCCGGACUGGAUCUGGCCAGACUAUGCCAGGAGGCCCUUGUUGGUCUGUUACAUGUCUCUGCACAGGGCAUGGACAUGACGGGUAUGAUGCCCCGGGGACAGAUCAGACCCCUCACCUACCAGGACAUUGAGAGUGUCUUUUGUAAAUUCCAGUCCAGUAUAUCGCAGAAAGAGAUUGACACUUACACUGAGUGGAACAAAAUGUUCGGCUGCAGUCAGUGAAAUGAUAGAUCCCGCCCUUGAGAAAAAAAAAAAAAAAAAAAAAAAAAAAGAGGCUUCCGCAAUUCCUCCCCUCAGGGCAGAAGCAUUGUGCUGGAGGGAACGGCACACAGAAGGCCAACACAAGCCCACUGAGUUCUCACAGGCAGGGUUGAGAUGCACCGAGAGACCUGGUUUGAAGAGACAACUGGCAGUUUUGCAGUUAAUGAGCAAGAGUUUUAAUUUGAAGGCUUGACACUCCAGAAAGCCAGGCAUUGUUUACACAUUGCAAGCAAGUUGGCUUCAGAAGAGACGCCCCAGUGUCUGUGUAUAUAUUGUUACGUUGUUCUUCUUGAGAUUUAGUCGGCUAUCCAAGUGCCUGAAGUGGUGCUUUCUGAUUUGUCUUUCUUUAUUUGCCUCACAAUCUACAUUCAUGGCAUGAGCUGAUGAUUAUUAAGAGCUUUAAAACUUCAGCAGUGAGUCUGAAAUACACAGGUUGACAGUCGCCACUGAUGGCGGGUCAGUCGUCCUUGCUAAGAGCAGUAAUCCGAUGGGGCAGCAGUAGUCUGGGCCCCGACUCACAUCCAUCUCUUCUGAUCCUGUCUGCAGAGCAAACGUAACAAACAAACAACCAACACUCAGGAAAGCGUUUGUGAAUUGUACAGUACCUCAAGAUAUCUUGAUGAAAAGCACUAAGACCUGAGAGGAGAAUUUGGCAGUGUUAGGUGUACCUCAAGCGGCUAGGUUACAUAGCAAAGAGGUGACAAUGAAUGUACUAGAUGUGUUCUGGAUUGAUGGAACAUAAUCUAUAGUUGGACUAAGAGAAAACAUUGUCUUUGUGUUUUCCUCACGGCAGGUGCUUUAGUUGCCUGUUUUCUACUUGACCAAUCCGGAAACUUAUUUCCAUUGCUCUUCAAAACUGUAAAACCGUGUUGCCCUGCUUUGUUGUUUUGGGGUUUUGAGAAAUGGGGAUGUGUUGGGGCGGUGGGAGUUGUACAUUUAUUAAAACCAUAAUCAACAUUGUUUAUUCUAGGCUAUAUGUUUAGGCUGCAUGGAAGCUCCAUCAGUUUAUCAGCUACUGUAACUUCUGCGCAAAAUAUGGGCUCAUUUGUCUUACUGAUAGCAAGGUAUUGUCUUACGUGGGUGAAUUUUACUUAACUCAAUUUGAGGAAUUGUUUUACAUGUUUGGAAAUGCACUUAACUGCUUUCCCACUGAGAGAUAUGUGACACAAUUAAGCUAGUAGUAGUAGCAGGUUAGCUUAGCUUGGCUUAAAAACAGAAACUCUGUCAAGCUGCAGCAAACCCCAUAAACAUGCAAAAUUCUAUGGAUUAGACACCGCCAAGCUAACUUGCUAAUGGUUUUAGCACGUUAGCCUCCAACUCUCAGCAAGAAAGCAAGUAAUUGUGUUUCUCAAAAUGUCAAGCGCUUAUUUAAUUCACAGUGUUAUCAAAGAAACGACAAUAAUGUAAUUUUGUCGACUUUACCCCUGUUGGUUUCAGACAGUCUGUCUGUCAGUUAGCAUCAAGGAAGCCAACAGGGAAACAUUUCCUCGUCUGGCAUCUCAUUUUCUAGUUUAAAGUCCAACUGAAAUCACCUGUUGUCAUCCCUUGCGUUAGUUCAGCACUGUGCUUAAAUGAAAUAGCUAAACCACAACUGAAACAGUUUGAGUAGAUCCCAUCUUGACAUUACAGUUUUUUGCUAAUGUCUUGUGUUAAAUGUGUCCGCAAAAAAAAUCUCUUCAUGAUAAAUGUCAGACAGACUAAAACUAAGCUAACCAUUGUAAGUGUACACAACAAAGAUGGCCGCCUUUUCAGAUAAAAGUUUAAAUAAAUAGUGAUUCAUGCUGAAAACUAAAUCUGGGUGCCACAAAUAAAGCUAAUGUGCACAUUCUCUAGGAAAUAACACUGCAUUGUUGCUAAAGUAUUAGCUUCUUCUCAAGGUAACCAUUUUAAACAUGCACACCAAAGAUGGUCAAAUACAAAGAAAGCAACAGAAAUUGUCAAUAUCAAGCUGUUGUACUUGCCACAUUUUAAGGGAAUCUACACAGACAAUGAUUUCAGCUGGACUUUAAAGUGAUAAAGAAAUGCAGAUUUGUCGAGUCGCUCCCACUGAUUAGAUGCAUUUGAACUGGAUUAGGUAUAGAACAGGCUACCGCUCCUGUUAUUUAAAUUACACCGGGUCAGUCAUCUAGUAUGUAUCUCACAUCUGUGGAAAAUCAACCGCAGGUCACGGGUCACUUCAAAAUACCAGUUCUGAUUGACUGAUUCAGUAAUGCAAUUAGUAGCAUCAUAGCCGUGAUGUGAGGUCCAACCAGUGGGCAUGUGUCCCAUACACAGUUGGCAAAAGGGCAAAUCAGGUUGCAUUCAGAAAACUGAUUUCAAUCAAAGACGUUUAGAGACACUAAUCCAAUUCAAAUCAUCGGUACCUUUUAUUAUUUAUUUAUCCAUUCUUGUGCGUGUUUUCACUAUAUUAUACUGUAAGCUACCCGGAUGGCGUGAAGCACAUAAUCUCAAGUGCAUUUGGGUUCGUACUUUUUGAGUGGGAGAUUUUGGCACUUGUCUUAAAAAGUCCUUCGACAUUGAAGGUUCUCUUUUGCCCAUUGUAUUACAUUGGAAUGUAUUUUUUAUUUUUUUUGUCUUCUCCCCCUUGUCACCGUGUGAGAAGCUGUCCCUUAGCUCUACUGUCAGAGUACGUCAGAUAGUUUAUUGCACAUGCACUAAAGCAUUUUGUUUUGUUGGAAUUAUUUUAUUUGAUUGUCCAAAUUGGUAAUCAUUACAUUUUUUUUAUUAUUAAUGUUUUUCCUGUUUUGUUUUUUACAGUAGUAUGUACACGAGCUGUGUUGCUAUCUAUCUCGUGGGCGGCGUCGGUGCAGCACCUGAUGUAUGAGGAGGAUGAGGAGGAGGGGGUUGCAAAAAAAAAAAAAAAAAAAGUUCUGCUGAGCAUCAGCAAAACUGACGGAAAGGAGAGACAGGCAGGCAGCGUGGCGGCAGCACAAGGGGGGUGAAAGCAGAGUGGUCCGUCAGAAAACCACCCUCAAAACAAUCUGUACCAGAAUUCCUUCUGUCAGCAAAUCCUCUGGAGGGAGAGUCCCUAUGGACAGAAAAACCUACUAAUGCACUUCAGAGCACACAACAACAGCACAGGCGUCCACCAUCUCCCUCUCAUUCUCUACAGCCGACCAACAAACGACUUGAAACACGCCGGUCAAACGCUUCGCUUUUGUUCGUCCUCUUUUGCGUCACUUUUUUCUACAUAACGCGCGAGUCCUUUAUUUUAAUUCUUUUAUUAAUCUUUAAAUGGAGUUCUUCUUUAAAGCAUUUCUACCUCAUGGCUAUAUAAAAAAACACACACACACACACACGUGGUAUUUGAUUUACGUCUUUCCAAAUGUCUGUGAAGAAGAAAAAAUAUAUAUUGAAAAAUUAAAAAAAAAAAAAAAAAGGGAGAGGAGAGGAGAGAGAGACACCAUGAAGUUCGGAGCAGUCUACCUCACAUGACUGUACGUAAAACAUUGAGCUGAUGGUGCAACCUGCAGGCUGCAGCAUGCACGAGGAGUGUGUGUCGGCCGUGCGUCACACAAAAACACACACACAGGCGAUAACACUGAAAAAAAAAACAAGAAAAACAAAAAAAAAAAAAACAUUCGUGAGGAUGGAACAGUCGGGGUCGACCCUGAAAAGAAAAGGGUGACCCGGAAAUGUAUAAUCCAAUACAUUUGCUUUAAUCUUUUGUGAACUACUGUGGUUGUGUGAAUGUGUAUAUACGUGGGCACACUCUUCUUUUUUUUAUUUAGUGUGUUGGAUUUUAUAAAUUGUUAGUAUAUAUAACACACUUGCACAACUUUAAACCAGAGUGUAACGUGUUUUUUUUUUUGUUUUUUUUUUUCCGUUGUACAUACCUAUACAUACAAUACAAAUGCACCACUUGUUUAUAUGUGUGAAUAUGUUGCCAUACUUGCAGUCAAUGUAUUUUCAUGUAAUCUGAGGUACAAGCAGCAACAAACGAUUCAUUAAAGACAUUUUCUUGGGA